Molecule: messenger RNA, 5011 nt
Organism: Myripristis murdjan (pinecone soldierfish)
Lineage: Eukaryota; Metazoa; Chordata; Actinopteri; Holocentriformes; Holocentridae
Gene: desi1a
Product: desumoylating isopeptidase 1a
Exons: 6
Coding region: 158-664 (168 amino acids)
Biological process (GO): protein modification by small protein removal
Molecular function (GO): peptidase activity
Source: RefSeq, a predicted model, not a curated record
CGUCUGGUUUAUUUUUGUUCUUGCUGAUUUGACACUGGUACCACAGAGGGGACCUCUCUCAGCUGUGCCGUUAGCAAGCAUAGCUCGCCUGCUAACAGACAAGAAGAAGGAAGAAAAAAAAAUCAAGCAAGCGGUGUUUCGGGGGAUUUGACAAAAAAUGGAUAAGAAUGCCACGAGGUACAGUGUACAGCUUUAUAUUUACGACCUGUCAAGAGGAAUGGCUCGCAGCCUCAGUCCCAUCAUGUUAGGAAAGCAGCUGGAUGGCAUCUGGCACACGGCCAUAGUUGUGUACGGAGAUGAGUUCUUCUUCGGAGGGGUGGGGAUCUCCAGCUGUUCACCGGGUGGGACAAUGCUCGGCCCUCCAGACACAGUAGUGGAGCUAGGAGAGACCGAGGUGUCAGAAGAGAUCUUCAUGGAUUACCUCUCUUCCUUGGGAGAAAGCACAUACAGAGGUGACAGGUAUCGGCUGUUUGAGCACAACUGCAACACCUUCACCAACGAGGUAGCUCAGUUCCUCACCGGCAGGCCCAUCCCCUCCUACAUCACCGACCUCCCGUCUGAGGUUCUCUCCACGCCAUUUGGACAGAUACUCCGACCCAUCCUUGACUCCAUCCACAUUGCCCCUCCUGGGGGCAACGUCAUCAACGGGGCAAGAAACAACUGAAUUAGGUGCAUACGAAAUCACAGAGCAUUCUCAAGGUCACUUCCAUUGUAGUCAGUCAGUCAGAGGGAGUCUCAAACUGCUUUUUAUUUCUUUCUCUCUCUAUGCUGUAACAAAAUUGCACACUUACAUUGAAGCUGACAGCAAUGUUGAAGGAUAAAACUUAGAUGAAUGACCAGAUGCCUUCCAAACCUAAUGUCAGCAAGGUGGGAGGUUAAUGUCAGCCACAUGCUGGCUAAGAUGUGCGUCUACUCAAACAGCCUCUUUGACAGGUAACCAACCAACGUUUGGAGAUUCUCUCCUAUUUUUGAAGUCUAGCUGGUUGGGAAAUACUGAAAAAGGCUGUUAAAACCCUUGAUUGUACCAGCAUUUUUUUCCAGUGGGCAAAACAGCUGAUUUCUUACACUGAGUGCUGGCUUUGAAUGCUAUUGGCUCAUGACAGUUCAGUUCCAUCUUAUUAUCAAGUGGGAAGCUGGAUCAAUCAAAUUUCAGUAAUGCCAUAUCAGGUUUCACAAGAUGGCAGGGAUGUAUUAUCUAAUGUAGUUAUCUUUUAUGGUAAACAAGUCUCCAUGGUGUGAGAACUGCCUGCUGCUGACUACAGUGGGAUUAACCUUGGUGUCCACUCUAGCACAGAUACUUUUUAAAGGAACAGUUCAUGCAAAUUUCUUCAUACAUACAGUACACACACACAUCUAUCCAGCUAUCUCCCUUUGUAGAUAGAUAGAUAGCAAAACUGAACUGUUCCUUUAAUUCAUGUAUUGAUUUUCAAUGGAUGCGGGUUAAUGAAGAAAUAAGAGGAGGAAGGUUGAAUCUCAGCGGGUCUAUUAAUGUCAGUCCCAUUUUUGCUUUUGUACUUGUAUGCUUUUAUUAUACUUUUUGUUAUUUGGUAGCUGGUAUAUUACCCAACACCAGCAAUGCUGUAGUACCUGGAAUGUUUUUAUUAUUUGACUGAAGUCCAAAUCUUCUGUGGUUACCUACUGACCUUACAUUACUUUCCCUAAGUCCUUGAUAUGACAUGCAGUUGCCAUGCACUGAUACCUAACAGCAUAGAUUAGAGGGGGUAUGAAGUCAUAAUGUCUUCCCUAAAGUAUAUCUUCACAUAUAACAGGGCAGUAUCAGUUGAUGGUAAAUUCAGUUAUUUCCACAUAUAAGUAAAUACUGCAUAUCAUUUGUUACUCAAACGUCUUUCUGAUGUAACUGAAUUCAAAGUCGGCUGAAGCUCAGCCCUGUUAUAUAGCAGAUCAGUCAAUGAUGUAGAUGUUUUACUUAACGUAGAUGUUUUUCUUUGCAAUAGUGAUGGAGUUCAUAUGGGAAAACUGCGACCCACAAUUAGCAACGCACCCCUCCCCUGAACCAUGGUUGAUUAGAUAUGGCUAUUGCCAAUAUGUCAUGUGCCUGAAAAAAUUAUAUGAGGUUUGCUUGAGAACAUGCAAUUAUAUCGUUGAAAUGUCAGGAUAGGGAUAUUAUGGAUUCUCCCCAACCACUGUUACGUCUGCCGCCCCACAUCUUGACUGUGAGCAUGAAAACUCAAACACUCAAAUCUGCUGUUCACACUCUUGACCCCUAGAGGAAGAACUCGACUGAUUUUGGUGACCACAAAUGUUUCUUCUAGCCCACUAUCAAUUUGUGCAUGCAGUAAUGUUAUAAUGUUAUAAUUCACUAAUAUUAACAAACAGCAAAAUAUGGUAUGGAAGUGGUUUACUUUACAUUGUGGCAUAGAUUAGGAGGAUUGAAUGCUGUCAUUACUGGGGGCGACCAUAAUACAAGUUCCCAAUGUGUGGUCAAACCAUUGAAGGGUCAAAGUAACAAGAUGCCAUUCAGGUCAUUAUGGGGUUUUACCCUGUUGUCAUUCAGCAACAGCACAUGUCUCGUUGGAAAAUGUUACUCAUUUGAAUCUUGCACUUGAAAGACUGCAGAUUGUGGUUCUUGAUCUUUCCAGGGGUUGGGUAUGUUUUUAUAAAUACAUUUUCCAUUGGUCUGCCAUUCAUAUAAUUCAAAAUAAGAGCACAUUCACAGAUUUUUAACUGUAAAACUGACACAGUGGUAUCAUUUAACUCCCAUGGGUAUGGGAACGCUGCCUUGUGUACUCUCUCAACCUAACAGUGACGUUUGAGUCCUUUAACAGCCACCAGAGUGUAUUUGGUAUACAAUGCAUCUCUGUGCCUUCACUUCCCUCUGCUUGGCCACAGUCACGCUGUUUGUGUUUGGCAUGUUAAGCAUGCAGCAUAGACAGCGUCUGCCAGUGCAGUUUGCAUUAAGAAUCCUUAGCACAGCACGUAUUAGGUGAAGGACAUUAGAGGUAGCAAGGAUCCUUCAGCUCCACAACAUUCAUGUAGUAAAACAAGUCAAAUAUUAAAGUAUAGAUCAAUGAGUGACUGAAAUCAUGAGUCAGUAAUACACACUAUACAAUAUACCCCAUAUAAUUCUUAUCUAUAAAUAUAUAGCAGUAGCAAAAUCACAGGAUAAACAACAUCAUAGAACGUUAAUGUCACCAACAAAUUGUAGUUCUGCAUUUAGUGGACUAUUGGCAUCUCUGGAUAGAGUAACGCUUUGUCCAGCCUCUACUCUCUUUACAAUUACAAUGCCUCUGAUUGUCCAUGUGCGCCAACAGAUGUACUACACAUAGGUAUAUAAUUUGUAAAGGAUAGUGUAGAAACUGUCACUAAUUAUCGCAGGUCCCUUUCAGGGUGAUACAAAACCAGACUGUAUAUUUUCCCUCUUAUUACACAGCUAUGAAAGAAAGCAAUAAUGUAACACAAAAUAUUAAAGGAUCAUACCAGUGAUUUUGAAUGUCUGGCCAAUGUACUGCAAGUUACCAUUAUUUUACAUUGCGACAACCCAUUUUUCAAAUCAUGCGGGGGUGCAAAAGAUUUCACAACAUAUUUUCAUAAUCUCUCAGUUUUGGAAUUAGAAUUUUGUCCUGCCCCUGCAGCUAACAAAGUCGUCACUAUUCAUAAACCACAGAGCUGAUAACUGGCAUUUCCCUAGGGACUAUUUUCCAAUAGUGGGACCAUAUCAUUCCGCCCAUUUUCAAGUCAUCAAAACACAGCAGUGCUGCUGCUUCAAAACUAACGUGGGCGACUUUUUUACAGUGAUGAAUACUGGUUUGAAAAAUGUUGAAAAAUGAAGUCUCUGUUAGUUCAUUUUCAUAUCAUAGUGGAAUGAAUGGAAACCAGUGUUCAAAAAUAUGACUGCUUUCUUUGGUAAAAGCAGACAUAUGAAAUAUAUAUAUUUUGUAAACAUGCAAAAUCACUGGUAUCCUCCUUUUAAUUUUGAAAGGAUUUUUGCUCAAACAAAUAGUUCAUAGAUGCUUUUGAUGUUGACAACAACUAAUGUUAGACCUAGAAGGCUUUGGGCAUAAAAAAAAUUCAAUUAGCCCACCACACUUGUUGCUUCCUUCUGGCUUUCUUCUCUUUUCUAGAGAUAAUUCAGCUUCCAGCAACUAAUUUAAACGUUUCAUGUUUCCCUAAAAAAUUAAGUCAUGUCCACACUAUCUCAGCUCCAGCAGGUAUUGGUGCUAGCUAGCUUGAUGAAUGGUAGUAAAUAGAGCGGACCUUCUUUGUGGACUGAUAUAUCACAGUGACCGUCCAGAACAACAGUCAGUUAUUCAUUAUGCUGAUCAUGAUCCAGGAAUAUGGGACCACAGAAUGCUGCGACUGACCAAUCAGAACUGAAUUUUUCACAGUGCCGUGUACAAGACAAAAUAAUGCAUUUGCAGAUCAUGUUUUAGACAAUUCUAAGUAAUGUGUGGUACAUUUGUACAUAUGAACACACUUUCUGGCAGUAGGUGAGCCUCUGUUGUUUUCCUGUCUAAACAAGGAGUGGAGGAUGGAAUAAAUAGCACAGAAAUAUAAGAAAUUUUAAAGGGUAAUCAGGCUGAUAUUAAUUUCAGUGUGGCUCUUGCAAAAGAAGACAUUUUCCAAAUAAUUACCUUAAAAUUUGUCGUUAUUUUGUCUCCUUUUAGGAGAACAACUUAAUGUUAAGUUUAGAAGGAGUUCCCCUAUAAGCUUUAUGUUUCUUUGGGCCUUUGCCUGUAUUUGUCAUGCUCACUAUUUAUUACUAACAGCCUUCUGCUAAGCAACUAAAUGACAAGUUACCUGACCACUGAAAUGUAUUAUUGUAGAAGUUAACCCUUUUUUUUUUGCCCUAAUGUAACGUUAUUGUCUGUUCUUUAAAUCCAAUUGCUGGCUGCUACCUGUAAUGUGAGAUUGCAACAGAUAUUUAUGAAUAUUAUAUUAUUCUCUGUUUAAGUUAUUUCACUAUGUUAUGUUUAUGCGUAUCAUUUUUAUUGUUUGUGUAAUUGUUUUUUUGUAAUUCUAUCUACACAUAAAGCCAUUGACUGCAAAUUUU